Molecule: messenger RNA, 8011 nt
Organism: Myiozetetes cayanensis
Lineage: Eukaryota; Metazoa; Chordata; Aves; Passeriformes; Tyrannidae
Gene: TRIM33
Product: tripartite motif containing 33
Exons: 20
Coding region: 1-3255 (1084 amino acids)
Molecular function (GO): protein binding; zinc ion binding
Source: RefSeq, a predicted model, not a curated record
AUGGCGGAAAACAAAGGAGGCGGCGGCGGAGGGGACGCGGCCGCCGAGGCCGCGCCGGGCGGCGGGGGGGGCCCGGACCCGCCCUGCGCCUCCCCGUCCGCCGCCGCGCCGCCCGAGGAGCGCGACAGCCCCGGCGCGGCCGCGGCCGAGCGCGGCGCCGGCGAGGCCGAGGCGGAGGCGGCGGCGGGGCCCGGCGCGGCGGCGGGGCCCGGCCCCAGCCCGGUGCCGCCGCUGACGCCCGCGGCGCCGGGGCCCUUCUCGCUGCUCGACACGUGCGCCGUGUGCGCGCAGAGCCUGCAGAGCCGGCGGGAGGCAGAGCCCAAGCUGCUGCCCUGCCUGCACUCCUUCUGCCGCCGCUGCCUGCCCGAGCCCGAGCGCCAGCUCACCGUGCCCGUGCCCGGCGGGGCCAACGGCGACGUGCAGCAAGUGGGGGUGAUCCGGUGCCCGAUCUGCCGCCAGGAGUGCCGCCAGAUAGACCUGGUGGACAACUACUUUGUGAAGGACACCUCGGAGACGCCCAGCAGCUCUGAUGAGAAAUCCGAGCAGGUGUGCACGAGCUGCGAGGACAACGCCAGCGCCGUGGGAUUCUGCGUGGAGUGUGGGGAGUGGCUGUGCAAGACCUGCAUAGAGGCUCACCAGAGAGUCAAGUUCACUAAAGACCACAUGAUCAGGAAAAAAGAGGAUGUGUCUUCAGAGGCCGUGGGAGCAUCUGGUCAACGUCCUGUUUUCUGUCCUGUGCACAAACAAGAGCAGUUAAAGCUUUUCUGUGAAACCUGUGACAGGCUGACGUGCAGAGACUGUCAGUUACUGGAGCACAAAGAACACAGGUACCAGUUCCUGGAAGAAGCUUUUCAGAACCAGAAGGGUGCAAUUGAGAAUCUUUUGGCCAAACUUCUUGAGAAGAAGAAUUACGUAAAUUUUGCAGCUGCCCAAGUUCAGAACAGGAUAAAAGAAGUAAAUGAAACUAACAAACGAGUGGAACAGGAAAUCAAAGUGGCAAUAUUCACCCUCAUCAAUGAAAUCAAUAAAAAGGGAAAAUCUCUCUUACAGCACCUCGAGAAUGUAACAAAGGAGAGGCAGAUGAAGUUAAUACAGCAGCAGAAUGACAUCACUGGUCUGUCACGACAAGUGAAGCACGUGAUGAACUUCACGAACUGGGCGAUCGCGAGUGGCAGCAGCACCGCUCUGCUCUACAGCAAACGGCUGAUAACUUUCCAGCUGCGGCACAUUUUGAAGGCGCGUUGUGAUCCCGUCCCGGCUGCCAACGGAGCAAUCCGCUUCCACUGUGACCCCACCUUCUGGGCCAAGAAUGUGGUCAAUUUAGGUAACCUUGUCAUUGAAAAUAAACCAGCCCCUAGUUACACUCCUAACGUAGUGGUUGGGCAAACCCCUCCAGCAACAAACCACAUCAACAAAGCUCCAGGACAGAUCAAUCUUGCACAGCUUCGACUCCAGCACAUGCAGCAGCAAGUUUAUGCCCAAAAACACCAGCAGCUGCAGCAGAUGAGGAUGGCACAGCCAUCUGCCUCCGUGCCCAGGCAGAGCAGCCCACAAGUCCUCCAGCAGCAGCCUCCCAGGUUGAUCAGCAUGCAGACCAUGCAGAGGGGUAACAUGAACUGUGGGGCUUUCCAAGCACAUCAGAUGAGAAUGGCUCAGAAUGCUGCUCGUAUACCAGGAAUACCACGCCACAAUGGACCUCAAUACUCCAUGAUGCAACCUCACCUUCAAAGACAACACUCGAACCCUGGGCAUGCUGGGCCUUUUCCAGUGGUUUCUGUGCACAACACCACAAUAAACCCCACCAGCCCCACCACAGCAACCAUGGCCAGUGCAAACAGGGGGCCCACGAGUCCGUCCGUCACAGCCAUCGAGCUCAUCCCCUCCGUAACAAACCCGGAGAACCUGCCCUCCCUGCCGGAUAUCCCCCCCAUCCAGCUUGAAGAUGCUGGUUCCAAUAGUUUAGAUAACCUGCUAAGCAGAUACAUCACAGGCAGCCACCUCCCCCCACAGCCCACCAGUACCAUGAAUCCCUCCCCAGGACCUUCAGCUCUGUCUCCAGGGUCAUCAGGUUUAUCCAACUCCCACACUCCAGUGAGGCCACCCAGCACCUCCAGCACAGGCAGCAGAGGAAGCUGUGGCUCCUCGGGCAGAACUGCUGAGAAAACUGGUGUGAACUUCAAGGCUGACCAAGUGAAAGUAAAACAAGAGCCAGGCACAGAGGAAGAGAUCUGCAGCUUCUCAGGAACAGUAAAACAGGAAAAAACAGAGGAUGGCAGAAGGAGUGCUUGCAUGCUCAGCAGCCCCGAGAGCAGCUUGACGCCCCCACUCUCCACCACCUUGCACCUGGAAAGCGAAUUGGAAGCCUUGGGAAGCCUGGAAAACCACGUGAAGACGGAGCCAGGGGACCUGAGCGAGAGCUGCAAGCAGCCUGGGCACGGGCUGGUGAACGGCAAGUCCCCCGUGCGCAGCCUCAUGCACCGCUCGGCGCGCGCGGGAGGGGAGGGCAACAACAAGGACGACGACCCCAACGAGGACUGGUGUGCUGUCUGCCAGAACGGGGGGGACCUGCUGUGCUGUGAGAAGUGCCCCAAGGUGUUUCACCUCACCUGUCACGUACCAACCCUCCUCAGCUUCCCCAGUGGAGAGUGGAUAUGUACAUUCUGCAGAGAUCUGAGCAAACCUGAAGUAGAAUAUGAUUGUGACAAUUCACAGCACAGCAAGAAGGGGAAAACAGCACAAGGCCUGAGUCCUGUGGACCAAAGGAAAUGUGAACGACUCCUGCUUUACCUGUAUUGCCACGAGCUGAGCAUUGAGUUUCAAGAGCCAGUCCCAGCCUCGAUACCAAACUACUAUAAAAUUAUAAAGAAACCCAUGGAUUUAUCCACGGUGAAGAAGAAGCUGCAGAAGAAGCAUUCCCAGCACUACCAGACUCCCGAGGAUUUCGUGGCGGACGUCCGGUUGAUCUUCAAGAACUGUGAACGGUUUAAUGAAAUGAUGAAAGUUGUUCAAGUUUAUGCAGAAACACAAGAGAUUAAUUUGAAGGCUGAUUCAGAAGUAGCACAGGCAGGGAAGGCAGUUGCAUUAUACUUUGAAGAUAAACUUUCAGAGAUCUACCCAGACAGGACCUUCCAGCCUUUGCCUGAAUUUGAGCAGGAAGAGGAUGAUGGUGAAAUAACUGAGGACUCCGAUGAAGAUUUUAUACAACCACGUAGAAAACGCCUAAAAUCAGAUGAGAGACCAGUGCAUAUAAAGUAAUCUAAUGAUAUGGACCUGAAAUUUAUUGUAAAAACUGUUAUUUAAGUGUUCCUGGAAUAUUAUCAUGCCUACAGUGGCCACCUUGAAGAAGCUGAUAGCUUUUUAAACAGUAUUAGAUUACAAAAAAACACUUGUACAGAAAAACAUUCGCAUCAAAAGGGGAAAAAAACUGCGUUGUAAAUUUUUAGUGGUUUGUAUUUUUUUUUUUUUUCCUUGAUCCUUUCUUUUCCUGAUGGAGGGGACACACUCAUCCUGGUCUCACAGAUAAGAGGUGGAGGAAAUGUUGAAGAGAAGCAGAUUUGAUAAGAGGUGUUCCAUGUGCAGAUGAGACUUUGUAGGAGAACGUUCUGCAGGACUGGACCAAUACAAUGACUGUGUCUUGCAUUCCACUGCAGUGUAAACUGUGAGCAAAGUCCCUGAAAUCCCCUCUCUGUGUGAACUCAAGUGUGUGCUGGUCAUUGCUUUGGUCACCUCAUUGGAGCAGAAUUGUGAAUAACUGGUCUUCUGUGUCGAUCGAUUGUUGGCAUUUUACUUUCUUUACUCCAUUUUAUGUGUAGCAAAAGGAAAAAGAAAAAUAUCAUUAAACUGUUCUGAAUUGGCAAGUGCAGGAAUGUGAGGUUUUGACAGGUGGGAAGAGCUAAGCUGGUGGCAACAACAUCCUUCAGUAGGAUGAGGUGUAUUUAUUACAAAUCCUGUGCCCAGAACAUUUUAAUGGAGUUUGUGGCAGAAGCCUCAGCGUUGUCAUCUGUCCCUGAUCCCCCUGAUGAGGCAGAAUGUUCUUCCCAGUAUUCAUUCUCUAGUUUUCUGUACUUAAGAUAUAGACUGAAGAGGUAAUAACUGGUUGGGGUGUUUUUCCAGUCUUCCUAAAUAUCAGUUUCUAAUAGACCACUCGGCAAACAAUAACAUAUUAACUACCAAAUGUGUAAAAUUUCCUGUAUUCACUUUGUCUUAUUUGUAAAUAGUGAAUUGAGAUUUCUUGCAGCUCAGCAACAUUUGCUGAACUGUUUUUAAGCUAAUAUGUAUUCUUAUUGAUUGUUCCUAUCAAGAAAAGAUUUGUAAUAUAUGCUAUUUCUAACAUUGCAUUCAUUUUGAGGUUCUGUCUUAUUUUUCUUAAGAGUUACUUCUCAGAACUUUCUUCAGAAGCAGCUUGUGAGCGAAAUGUCCAGAAAGAGUGGAAUCAGUCUGAGUUUGGGUUACCUGUCCCUCCACCGAACAAAGCACUUGCACAGACCAGGAUUUGGCUUGGAGUGGGUUUCUGGUCAAGCAGGGAAAACAGAACAAUCUCCCAAAUCCCCCUUGAGGCACCUCUGCAGUGCCUUCCCCUUGGACACUGCCUUCCUCCCUGUGCAAUCAGGGUCAGCACAAGGAUUUAUAGUUUGAGUUUGAGUGGUUGUUUUCUUUCCUGACAGAAGCCAAUACUAGAAAUAAUGAAUGUCAUUUCUGGCCUUCAUCUCGCUCUUGCUGAAGUAAGCUGAAGAACUCAUGUGAUCAGAUGAGCUCGAGUUGACAGACUCUAAAUUUGCCGUAAUUUGGUGCGAAUACAACAAUUCCUGUGGUAAAUCCCUGGGGCUUUGGUGUCCUCAGCAGCUCCUGUGACGUUGUUCACACUUUACCAUAAUGGUAAAGAGAAAUGUUUGAGCACAAUAUCAGAUCUGAGGUCACUGCAGAUUUGGUUGCUUUUUGUAAGAACCGAGUCUGCACAUUGGGACUCCCCCUCUGUCACAAAAAUGUGAGGGGACUGAAGGUAUUUGUGACUUCCAGCUCACUUCUGGUUGGGUUUUUUUUCCAUUUCUCAGAUAUUAACAACAGUGAUGGUUCCAAUUUAAUUUUUAGCAGCUUGUAUGUGAAAAGAAGAGGAAAAAGGAAUUCCAUUUCAACACCUUAAACUGACAAAAGAGCAAAAGCUUUGCCCAUAGAAAGGCUGACGUGUGUGAAUAGGACACUGGUAGUGACAAGGGAUCAUUUCAUGGCUCUGUGUAUUGCCUAUUUAUGCAUUUCUAGUUUCUCAGCUUUUCAUUUUGCAAAAGGAAUAUUAUUAAAAUCAUCAUGAAAAUAAGAUUUUUGUGAAUUCUCUUCAAUCGGGGGUCCCUGUUUUUACAGUGCUUACACUCUGUGGGUUUUCUGGACCUCCAGGCCUCAGCUUUUGAACUGUUCCCUGGGCACCAGCCAUGGAUUGAAUCCUGCAGAGCCCCCCAGCCUGAGCCAGAGCGUGGGAUGGGCACGGUGGGAUCCCCUGGGAGCAGAGUGGGGAAGGAGGUGCUGCAGGAACAGCACCCUCUGCCUCCCACCCAGACCCCAGAGCUCCUUGUUUUGGGACAGCCUCUCUUUUGGGGCUCUCCAAUCAUUCACUCCCUACAACAGGCAGGAAAUUUGUCCAGCUCUAGGUCAGCAUUUCUGCCCUUCAGGAGUGAAGCUGAGCUUGGCCUCACUGAGUCUGAGCCCUUCUGCACAGACCCCACUGAGCCCUCUGGAACUGCUCCUCCCAUCCAUCCCCCCUGAGUGGAGAUCCACAGCUGAUGUGGAAUUUUGAAUGUAUGCAAGAAAUCUCAAGUGUAUCUUUUGUUUAUAAAUCUUUUUUCCCUCCCUCCCUCCCCUUCACUUUGGAACUCCCAAAGCAACAAUUCAAUGGUGGUUUUGAAUUAGCCAAGUUCUGUUUAAAAAGGCUGGAGAGGGUAGAUAAGCUCUGCUAAUCCAUUUCCUGAUCCUGCAGGCUGGGUGUUCAUCCCAGAACUGGGAAAGGUUUGCUCAGUGAAAGCAGUUUUUGGUGCCUCACCAUGUGGAACUUGUUCAGGAGCAAAUUAAGGGGUUUGUGUUAAUGAGGCGCUGAUUCUCGUUAAUGAGAGGCUGCUCCGUGCCAGGUGCUGUGUGUGCAACCUGUGGGAGUCAUUUUACCUGGGGAUUUAACAUCGGGAAAACUUGGAAAAGACAGUGCCAGCCCCUUGGUGUGAUCCCAGCGCUCCAAGGGGGUGGCAGGAGGAGUCUGGCUCUUGGCUUAAACUCUGCUCUGGUUUAAAACACUCGUAAAAAUUCGUGGCUCAGUUUCUGUUGUGAAUGUCCCUGAAGUUUAAGUUAAUCCAAAGAAGUAAAAUGCAACUUGCUUUUGAAACGGGAGUGAGAAGUGCACAGUGUGGGCUUCUCAGUUGCCUCAGAGGUAAUUCCUGGUGAUUAGUGCUGAUUCCACCGGCUGAAUGGGUUCAGGGGUUUUAUUUAAAUAUGCCCUGGAACUAAGUGGCCUGGAGCAUAAGAAAGCAGAGUUAUUAUCCAAAAAAAAGAGGAUAUUCUCCCAACUUCUGCAAAGAGAAAUGCUCAGUUCAGUGUGGAGAGGUGGUUCCUCUGUGUGGGACGUCACCACUGCUGGUCCUUGUGACACUUGCCUGUCACACGCUUUGUGCUGCAUCAGUGGAAUGUUUUAUAAACAGGGAGAUGUUUUAUAAACAUUUCUGCAAAUCACUGGAGCACAAGUCCUUAAAACGAGCCCAAAUUUCUUUGUCGUCACCUGGUCUCUUGUCUGACCUCGAAAGGUUGGGUUAUGGCAGCAGUAUUUUGAAGCUCCACGUAUGUUGUUGGCUUUUCCACUUGGCCUGUCAUUGUUUUUCUUAAUCUCUUCCUUGGAAAAAGCAAUAAAAGUGCUUUGUCUGCUGCCUGUCAGCAUGACAGGAAUCCUUUCCUUUGGGGUAGUGAUUUUAUAGGGAAGUUUGUGUGCAUAUCACCAAGCUUUUAAAACCAGAGCGUGCAGCAGUUAUUGACAACAUAGCGUGGCAUUUUAUUUUAAAAACUGGGGGAAGUUCCAUAUUUUUUUAAGGAGUAGGUGUUUGAGCAAAUAAUGGAGGUACUUUUUUAAAAUAAAUGUGUUUAUGCCACAGUUUGCAGAGACAUAUUUCAGAUGGGGGAUACAGAUUGUGUCUUUGGGUAUGGUGAUUUAUUUUAUCUUCUCAAGCUGUGUGUACAGAAACUCUUCCAUCUACUUCCAGCUUGCUUAUGGGGAUCCUACUUUCUAAGCUUUCUAACGUAUCAGGAUUGAAUUAUCUUUCCAAAAUCGCAGUUCAUUUGGGAAUCUUUGUUAUAAGUGAACUAUAAAAUGCCUGAAAUGCAGUUUUGGCCUUUUCUACCGGGUGAUCUCCCAGCUGAGGCUGCUGUCUUUAGAAUUUAUGGAAUUUCUACAAGGAGAGAGGUACUGAAAUAUUUUGCAAGCUGGACUUGUUGCAGGAUUCAGCCUGGAGUGACCUGCCCUGACACCUCUGCUGGCCUGCAGAGGGGAGGGGGGAUUUUUAGGUUCAGAACACCAUGACACAUGUAUAUAAUCCUAUACAGAUCUGUGCAGUUCAAAGCUUGUUUUCCAUGUAAACGUACUCCUGGAAGGGUGAAAUUCAUGGCAUUCUUGGAUUCUUCAAUGCUUCCAGUAUUGGAACUGGUUCUUUUUUGCACAUUGUAGACCUGGCUCAUCUUUUGAUAUGAUUCUUCAAAAAAACCAAGUGCUGUUUCUGUGAUAUUGUAUUAUCUGAAUCAUCAUGUUUAACUUUUUUUUAAAAAAAGUUAUCGUUUCUAAUUGUUCUGUUCCUGUGGUUUUUGCUGGUGUGUAAUUAAAAAACCCGAAAUUUUUCUUUCCCUGGUUAUUUAAUACUUUGGCUGCCUGUAAAUAUCUCUUGUUAAGUGCUCUGGAAUGUGCUGUAGAAGUUGUAUUAGCUCAGUUUAAAGCAUUGUUUGAAACCUAUUUUGGUUUGGUUAUUUCUAUUAAAUCCGAAAAUCACUCUUUCAA